Molecule: messenger RNA, 915 nt
Organism: Triticum aestivum (bread wheat)
Lineage: Eukaryota; Viridiplantae; Streptophyta; Magnoliopsida; Poales; Poaceae
Exons: 2
Coding region: 123-848 (241 amino acids)
Source: RefSeq, a predicted model, not a curated record
CUGCCCUGCGCGCCUCCUCCCGCCGGCCGACCUACCCCAAGGCGCCCCCCCCCCCCCACCUACGACAGCGGGGUCGCUGGGCGCCGCCCACGCCACCCACAACAUGCUGCCGCACUUCCGUCAUGGCCGCACGCUCCUCCGCGCCCCAAUCGUCACCGCCGACGGGGAUCCUCGAGCACCAUCAACCUACCACGCAGUCCAUGGCCGCCUCCCCACGCAGUCCCCUUCUUGCUGCCGACGCGAAUCCGGUCAACCCCUUCCUCCUCUCCUUCUCUUCCUCCAGUGAUCUCCGCUGGAUCCUGCCGCCGUCAACACCAAGCAUCGGAGUCACGGACCUGCACUCCAUCGCCGCGCCUAUCUUCUUCUCACUGCGGCUGCUCCACAUCGCAUCCGCCCACCGUCGUGACGCCCCCAACCCUUCUGCUUUCCCCAACCCCUGCUGGUUGACCUUCUCGCAAAGGCCACCUCGACCUUCUCGAGGAAGGUUACUUCCGAGGAUCCGGCUCGCGAGGUGCACACCAUCUCAUCCUAGUUGUUGUUGUGUGAAGAUCUGCCGGCCUGAAUACGCAAGAGAACAGAGGGAAAUACGGAGCAUGAGUAUAACAUGGACUGCUCUCACGCGCCGCCAUGGACUGCUCCGCUGCCAUCCCCAUCGUGAUGUGUCCACGGGGCUCCCUGACCCAUCGACGGGGACAGCUGCAUGUAGCCCCCUGCUCCUCAACUCUGAUGGCCGCGCAGGCAGCCAUCCCUCCAGGAGGCCGACACCAUGCUGGCUACUUGCUUCCACUCACAUGCUUGCGAAUGGAUGGUGCAUGUGCUUCUCUGUGUGUAUGCUCAUCCAUGAUUAAACAUGGAGUAUUCUCCGUCUGUGAUUAGCUACUCUGGUUCAUGCGUACAUCUUAUAUCUGAUGCUAA